UUGCCUGUAAAAAUAGUGUAUAAUUCAUAAUUUCUCAGUCGACCACCAUGGCAACUUUACGUGUGUUGUUGUGUAUCGGAGUUUUAUGUUUCGGAUCAGAUGUAGUUCUUUCUAAUUCUGAGGAGGAACUUGGAGAAAGCUAUCAAUCGACUGAAUUGCUUUUAUGUGAAUUUUGUGAUCAGUUCUGUGAUGAAAAUCAUGAUCCAAUCACUCAUGUACCAUUCACGAUGCCCACAUUGCCUGAUGCCGUAGACCCUGAAAUUUAUCCCCAAAAAUCGACCACACCCACACCGCAAUGUUACCAGGAAAUUACACAAGGCGAUACAAAUCAAACCAUUACAUGGCCUGAUACGAAUGAGGGAGACUAUGCGGUAUCUGAACCAAUAUGCUUGGAUGACUCUCUGAGCAUAGUAAAACGGCAUUGCAGUGAUAACUGGGAUGAUGUUCAGCCAUGUUCAAGUGUUCAACAACCCAUCGAUCCUUGCCCUUCCGAUCUCAAAUCCAUUGGCGACCGUUAUUGUUACACUAUAUUAGAUAAAACAACAUUUCCUCCAAAAUGUCCUUAUCCAACAUCAAUGGACUGGGAUGAAUAUGCCAAUUUGAAUAUAUUUCCAAAAAGACCGGUAUGGAUGCCAGUGCAGAGAAUCGAUACCAAUAUUUAUGGAAUUGAUCUUUACCGUCACAACAAUCCCGAUUUCAAGUACAACGUACCAUUUCAAAUUUGUACGAAGAGUUGCCGCACCUUCUUCUAUAAUGGCACAUUUCUUGAUAAAAAAUGCCAAGUAUAUCACAACAACACUCACGUAGAAGCAGUUGAUUGUGAUGCUGAAUAUCCCGCUAUCUGUAUUUAUGAUGCGUUAGCAUAUAAAGCCAGUAGCUAUUGUGGACAGGUAUAUUUUGAUUCAACUUUCAUUACGACCUGUAAACAAGGAGGAUAUUCAAGCGAGUCUUUAUGUUUAUGUGAAACCACAGAUAUGACAGUGAGCAAGUCAGUCUUAGCAGAGUUCCUGCAGCCUCACCAAAAUCUUCUGUUCGUCAACCAUACCUGUCGAAUAGGUCUUCGCAAUACCAAAAAUCAAACCGCCCUUAGCCCUUUUAUGUGGACAACAUCAAACUCAAUUAUUAAUUACACUAACUGGGCACCUAAGGUUGAUUUUAGUUUAGAAGUUGGUGUUAUGACUAGUGAAGGAUGGGCGUUUGCAGAUGAGAGUCCAGAAUGUACUAUCUACCAAAUACCCGCUACUGUAAAACCAGGAGAGUUAAAUUUAUUUAUUGAAAAUGCAUCAUUUGUUCUGAACAUUACGAGCUACAAGAGCUUCUUGUCGAAUAACAACAAAGAUCCGAUUGUGUACUGUUUCACCGAUGCUGAUGUAAAAAGUAUUUAUUACCGCCUAGCAGAAUUCUCUGAAGCUGGUCCAGUCGAUGGAGAUAAUUACACAAUCAAAUUCUCUCCAAUUGAUGUUGAUCAGUCUGGGCCCGGAUAUUACUGGUGUCAAGCUUUUAUGCACCCAAAUCUAUCAGUAGUGACGUCAAACAGGAAAAAAAUCGAUAAUUUCACUGGAGAGUACGUGGCACUUUUCAGGCUAAACAAUUACGAAGAGAAACUGUCUUCGUUUCCUUUGAAACCAGACAAUUUAGAAACUCUUCAAAAUCUUUUCGAAAACGAAAUUUCCACCCACAUUUCAUUUUAUCCCAGAAUUUUUAAAAUUAACGGUAUUGAUGAGCAGAAAAAAGAAAUGAAUAUCACCUUCCAUCUUACCUCCACAGAAGCGCGCAACACUAAAGAUGAAUUCAACAUGUUAGAACGCAUUUCGGUGGAACAGACCAUAUUUGAGUUUCUAGAUUUUCGAACUGUUCACUACUGUCCACGUGUUAAAACACAGCAUACCGGGCAAACAAUUAUUUGGCCUCAAACGAUAUUUGAGGAAAGCACAUCACCCCUAAACGGGCAUUGCGUAACAGAAAACGUUACUUUUGUUCAAAGAACAUGCACAGGGAAUUUCAUUGAUGGUGCGCAUUGGUCAGAUAUUGAAGAUGAAUGCCAUUUUUAUUCGGAAUCAUUAGUAACUGACGACUUAAUCAGAUUGGCCGCUCAAAUUAAUCAAGAGGGAGAUGAGCAGGUGGCUAGUGCUGCUUUAGCUGAACUGUACGAGAUAUCACAGAGAUAUGAUGAGUUUAACACUUUGGAUUUUGUUCUCACUGCGAUUAUUAUGAAGAAUAUCGCUGGGAAUAAUCCAGAUUUGAAUAAUGUAUCAGGGAUUGUAAGUAAUCUAAUGCGAAUAGCACGAGCUGUUCUCCUGAGUGCACAACUGAACUUCCGAUCUACGGACAUUUUAUUAGAAGCUAUCGAUACAGCUUUAGAACGUGGUAAUGCUGGAGAAUGGAAGAAAGAAAAUUUUGCAGCAAAAGUAAUUGAAAUUGAGAAUGAAGAAGCUUUUGGACUACGUCUGCAAAACUGUAGCAGCAACUGCGACUGUGACCUCGUAACUCUUACUGACUCAUCAAUCCUUUAUAAUGCAAGUUUAAUUUUGGCUGAAACGGUUGAUGCUGCUAUCUGCCUCUCAAGCGAGCUCUAUGAGCAAAUAGUCGAAUACAGUAAAUCAAACAGCAGUUAUACUCCGAAACUUGUUAUUUCUGUAUAUUACGGAUCUCAACUUUUCGUGGAAUUGCAAAAUAUAACAUCCUCAGAUUUGGUUUUUGGAGUGAUGUUGCCUGAAUUUCCCGAAUCGUUUAAAGGACCUGUUUCGAUAUACUAUUUUGCGAACAGCAAAGAUCAUUUGUCAGAUUACAACUGCUCUUAUUGGAAAUUUAAUAGCAAUGCUUCAGGAUCAUGGUCCAUCGAGGAUACCCAAGAAAUUAGUGACGCUGUUGUUUGUGAGUUUUAUCAUCUUACAAACUUUGGGUUUACAUCCAACAUAGACAUAACUACCAAUUUACCGAUGUGUUUGCCGGAACAUAAACAGCUUGAUAGAUGUUUUCCCGAAGACCAGUUCAGCAGCAAUAACAUCUGCAGAUUAAUUGACUUCGAUCUUGCCCUAAACCAAUUCUGCCUUUUGGAAAACCUGACUCUAAUUCCUACCGAAUGUUUCGACAGUUUUAAUGAAACAGCAAAUUUAGCUGAAAUCCUACCAAAUUGUACCAAGUAUGAGUUAACAAAAGCAUUGGAAAAUCUCUUAGAACUGUUGGAGAAUUUCAAUACUGGCUCUUAUGAACCUAUUUUGGAGUUGCUUCUCACAGUAACAGAUAGUUACAGCACUCUUAGUGACGUUGAAUUACUGUUUGUGGUUUCUUUCAUAAAAGCAAUGAAUGAUAGUACGGUGGACGUCGAAUUAUUAACAGGUAUUGUGAACAACAUUAUGCAUGUCCCGAAAGAAGUUCUUUAUAGAGCCCAGAAAAGUUUCAAAAUUGUAGACGUAUUACUAAAUAAAACAGAAGAAAUUAUAACGGCUGGAGAUUGCGGAGAAUGGAUAACCGACAAGUUCGUGAUCAAAUGUUUAAACAUUGAUGAGUUACACAACAUUGGCCUAAUGCUCAAAAACUGUUCACAAGGCAACGAAGACAUAUUUGAUUGUGAUUUGCAAGUCGUUAAUAGCACUGACAAUUAUAAUGAUUUGUCUUCUAAUACCAAUGGAAUUUAUGCAGUGGUUGUUUUAUCUGAAACAUUACAUAAACAACUUCUUCGCUAUCAACUGGAAUUUGAAUCAACUUACAAACCAAGAUUGAUCAUUUGUAUAUAUUAUGGUGCGGAAUUAUUUGCAGAUUUGUCGUUGUCUCUGCCAAUACCCACUCUAGUUUUUGGAGUUCUCCUCCCUGAUUUUAAUGAAGAAUUUGAAGGCCCGCUGCAAAUAUUCUAUUCAAAUGGUACAAGCUUGGCUGAAUAUAACUGUUCUUAUUGGAGAUUCAAUGAAAGUGAUCACGGAACGUGGGCUACGGAGUCUAGAGUGAUUGGCAAUGGAACUGCAAUUUGUGAGUUUUUCCAUCUCACAAUAUUUGCAAUGCCCAGUCAAUCAAUAAGACUAACAGAAUUAGUACCAAAAUUUGAGUCAUCAGAAAAUUUGAUAAAUGCUGCUAGUAUGUUGGUUGGAUCUGCUGCCAGCAGUAAUAAUCUUGGAAAUAUAACGCCGGAAGAAUAUGUAUCACUCGAGUUCAAUUAUGCCAAUAUAUUUCUUUCCAGCGACAUUAGCAAAGUAUUUCAAAUCCACAAUAGCAAAGAAUUUGAAUAUUUUCGCACCUCCCGAAUAGCAACUAAAACCAACAAAUUAGCAGUGGUCAAUUUAAAUUCAAAACUAUUAGGUGAUAUAGUCGACUAUCAAAUUUCUCGAUUUAGCCAGCCAUCGCUAGCUAGCCCGAAAUUUGCUGCGGAUGUUUUGCUUGAAAUUGAUGAAGUGAUAAAACUUCACCAUCAAUCCACUCAAAUCAAUAGAGAAAACGUAUCCUUGAUGAUAGUUUCGCAAAACGAUUUCAUAAAUUUUAGAGGAUUUUUUAUCACCACUGAUCGGCAGAUUAAUUGCAUACAUAAAGAAAGUCAUCAUUACAGCAACUUUGAUGAGGAUGUUGAAGUAAUAGUAACCCUCAAUAAGGAGGUACGACGUCAAGUUGAGGCAGCAAGUUCCAGAGUAGUUUUUGUGAUUUACUACACUGAUAUACUUUUUGCAGACACCAAAAAGAUACCAAAACUUCCAAUUAUUGAGGUACUGAUUCCCGGCUUACCUACCAACAAAUUACAAGGUGAUUUAUCCAUAACGUAUAUGAAAAAUGCAUUUCGGGGCAGUUGCACUUACUGGGCGUAUACAAAUAAUCAAACAGGAUACUGGGAAAUGGAAUCUGAUUCCGAAUUUGAUGGAAAGAGAGCUACAUGUAAUUUUUCCCACAUUACGCACUUUGCUUUAGUGGAAAGUUCACAAAAUAUUACUACUGAUUUAGAACAAAUAUUUGCGUCGAAUUUAACGGGUUUAGAAAAACUUAAGCAAGUUUACAGCAUCACAACGACAAACCAUCACAAUCUGGUCCCAGUUGAUAUUUUCAUCAUAUCACAAAUCAUCAACAAUUCUUUAGUCGAAGGGCCGAUCACAACAAUAAUUACAAAGAUAGUUAGUAACUUAUUUAAGGUUCCAAGAAGCGUUUUAAGGGAAUCGCAGAUACUCCAUUCGGCAACAGAUAUUCUGCUCUAUGCAAUAGAUAAAAUGUCCUGUAUGGUUAAUAAUGUUGAAAUUCACCAACAGAACUUUUCGGUUAUAGUUCAAAAUCUGUAUGACAGAAAUUUUACCGGAAUUUUGUUGUACGGUUGUGCACUCUAUACAUGUAGUCUCGACUAUUUGUAUGAUUUUCCUAAUAUUAGCCAAUUCGCUACGAAUGAUUCAAUAGCAGCAUUGAUCAUUUUUAGCGAUAGCUUGCGGGAGCAAAUUAGAAGCUACAGUUCUUACCCAAAAAUAGCAAUUUCCAUAUUCCACAGCGAUGCAUUUUUUAAUGAAGAAAAUAAUCAGGCAAACACAACGAAGAUAUUCGGAGUCACAUUCCCGGGACUAACAGAUGACUUAAAUGGUACAAUUUCUGUAAUCAACAACAUUGGUACCACUUCAACAAGUGGAAGUAAUCAAUGCGCUUACUGGUACUACGAUGCAAAACUUGAUGGUAACACGGAAAAUAUAACGCUUGGAAAAUGGAUAACCGAUGUCAAUGAAGAGCGCAAAAAUAAAUUGUCCAUUUGUAAUUAUACGCAUAUAACCCACUUUGGCAUGCUGCUGGCCAAUGAUGACGAUUUUAUCGAUGAUCCAAUUUUAGAAUUUAUAACAGAUAUUGGAUGUAUAGCGUCUCUAUUUGGAAUAAUGGCAAUUCUCUUAACAGGAGUGUUGUUUAAAAGGUGGCGUCAGAAUACUGGCAAUAAAAUCCUUAUAAACUUUUCCGUCGCAAUAUCGCUUAAGAUUGUUACUUUGUAUAUCAGCGAAUAUGUGAAAAGCACUUCGAAUGGAAUUUACUGCACAAUAACAGGCUGUCUGUUGCACUAUGCCAUUCUCUCUGAGUGUGCUUGGAUGCUGACUGUAGCCAUUCUACAAUUUAAGAGAUUUGUGGAAGUACUCGGAGGACCUCCAAAGUAUGUGUUAGUAAAAGCAUUAAUCUGUGGAUGGGUGUUUCCUAUUAUACCGGUUAUUUGCGUUAUUCUCAUUGACAACAAUAAUUACGAGCAGGGAUUAGCAGGCUUGUGUUACCCUUCCAACCUAGGCUUGUAUUUAGGAGUUUGGCUACCUGUAUUACUCGUAUUGCUAAUCAACUGUAUUAUUUUCCUUUUCAUAAUUUACAAUGUAUUUCAUAGGAAAACUGAAUACAUUGAAACGUCCAGUGAUGAAGUACUGUUUCAAUGGCGUCUUGCUCUAUCUUUGUUCUUUAUGUUGGGGAUGAAUUGGACAUUUGGAUUCCUGGGCCAAAUUAACGGUGAUAUCGCUUUCAUAUACCUUUUCUGUAUAACAGCAACAUUGCAAGGGCUUCUGUUGUUCCUAAUUUUUAUAGUUUUUAAUAAGAGUACCAGAAUGUUGUAUUCGCAAUCCAUUAAGCAAUGGUUUUAUGCGAGAGGUAUAUUUAAAGUUUACCAGCAAAAGGCUCGAGAACAUCACAAAUAGGCUAACUUUAAUGAAAUAUUGUAUAUUUUUGUAAUCAUUUAU
Molecule: messenger RNA, 6656 nt
Organism: Dendroctonus ponderosae (mountain pine beetle)
Lineage: Eukaryota; Metazoa; Arthropoda; Insecta; Coleoptera; Curculionidae
Exons: 7
Coding region: 48-6614 (2188 amino acids)
Biological process (GO): cell surface receptor signaling pathway; G protein-coupled receptor signaling pathway
Cellular component (GO): membrane
Molecular function (GO): G protein-coupled receptor activity
Source: RefSeq, a predicted model, not a curated record